Messenger RNA from Verticillium alfalfae VaMs.102, 282 nucleotides. RefSeq lists its product as hypothetical. The transcript has 2 exons. NCBI's taxonomy places the organism in Eukaryota, Fungi, Ascomycota, Sordariomycetes, Glomerellales, Plectosphaerellaceae. The coding region runs from base 1 to 282 and encodes 93 amino acids. The record is from RefSeq and is a predicted model, not a curated record.
AUGGCUGACGAAGUCUACGACGGUGCCAUUGGCAUCGAUCUGGGCGCCCACCGCCUCACGCUCGGCCUCGAAUUGUUUUCGCAGUUGACCUGCCAAUUCCUGGCCAACAGAACAACCACGAGCGUCCAGUUCCAACAAGAGCCUUCGCUGACCAUUGCCCUUUCAGGUACCACCUACUCUUGCGUUGCUACGUACGAGGGUACCAAUGUCGAGAUCAUCGCCAACGAGCAGGGUCGUUCACCACGCCCUCGUUCGUCUCCUUCACCGACAAGGAGCGCCUGA